AUUGACGAAAACUGAAGCUUAGCAAUGUCGUUUUUCCAAGACCCAAAUGCAUCCUCCGCCGCUUUGCGUAAGAAAAAGACCCUUAAAAAGCUGAUCAACUUCUCCAUCAUGGUGAUUGGAGAAAGUGGGAUUGGACGGUCGACUUUCAUCAAUUCGUUGUGUGGAGGGAACUCGAUCGUGCCUACAUCUUCCACUGUUGACCAAGAUCCAUUUUCCAAAAAAUUGACGUUAAGACAUGAAAAUGUCGAGUUGGAAGACAAUGAGGGACACAAGAUUCUGUUGAACAUCAUUGACACUCCUAAUUUUGCCAAUUCUAUUAACUGUGAUGAUGAUUUCAAAGUGAUUGUUGACUUUAUCAGACACCAAUAUGAUGAGGUGUUGUUGGAAGAGAGCAGGGUCAAGAGAAACCCUCGUUUCAAAGAUGGCCGAAUCCACGUAUUGCUCUACAUGAUCAAUCCUACUAGCCAUGGGUUAUCUGAAAUCGACGUCAAGUUUCUUCUUCAUGUGAAUAAAUUGGUCAACUUGAUACCUGUCAUUGGAAAGAGUGACUCGUUGACCCCCGAAGAAUUAAAAGAGAACAAGAAGUUAAUCUUGGAGGAUUUGGACAGCUACGGAAUCAACCACUAUAAAUUUAACGAAUACGAAUAUGAACUGGACUACAUUGACGAGGAAAUCAUUGAGUACAAUAAAUACUUGAAUUCGUUGUUACCGUUUGCCAUCAUUGGAGCCAACGAAUUCAAGCCCUCCAAUGCGGAAGAAGAUGAGUUGUUGAAAUUGAGAGUAUUAAAUCCUCUCAACUCCAAGCCCAUUAACAUUGAGAUGCCCGAAUAUAACGACUUCACCAUAUUGAAAAAUGUAUUAUUAAUUACGCAUUUGAAUGAAUUCAAGGAAAUCACUCACGAAGUGAUCUACGAAAACUACAGAACCGAAGCGUUGUCGGGAAAAGAAUUCCAAUACAUAGAUGGCGAAAGAGUAUCACAACCUCCAUCUUCCAAAACAGACUUGGAAUCAGUUUCUAAGGAUACCACCGAAGACGAUUAUAUGUUGAAGGAAGAACAAAUAAAGUUGGAGGAAGAGAGAUUGAAGAAGUUUGAGGAAAGAGUCCACCAAGAUUUAAUCAACAAACGUAAUGAAUUAUUGCAACGUGAACAGGAAUUGAAGGAGAUUGAGAAGAGAUUGUUGGCUGAAGGAUUGAAGAUGAACGAAGAUGGUGAUAUAGUCAAGAUAGAUGCCGAAGCUUAGUUUAGUGGUAGUUUAGUGUUGUACAUUUACGGUACCUAUACAAUAAACACAGUUAUAUAUCCU
Messenger RNA from Yamadazyma tenuis ATCC 10573, 1305 nucleotides. The record is from RefSeq and is a predicted model, not a curated record. NCBI's taxonomy places the organism in Eukaryota, Fungi, Ascomycota, Pichiomycetes, Serinales, Debaryomycetaceae.